UCCAAUGGCGUGGGGGAAAAAUCCUGGGCAAAAUCAAAAACGAAGAAACCCAAUCAAGCUUCCUUCUCUCUCUAAUGGCGUCAUCGCCAUUUCUCCUCCUCAUGAUCCUUAUCGUAGUGCUAUUAACUCUUUCAACGAUGGCGAACUCGACGCGAAUCUCUCGACUCGACGUCAUCUCGUGGGGCUGCAACAAGGACAACGUCUCCGACGGAGCGGCCUAUCUGAGAUCUUACCAGGGAAACCUAGAAAAGAUCCGGAAUCACAUGAAGAAGCUCAAGUUCGGUAGGCACGAGCACGGAGAUCCGCCGCAGAGGAUGUAUGUCUUGUCGCAGUGUAUGGGCGAUCUGACCCUCGAGGAAUGCGGCGUGUGCUGGUCACGCGCCGCCGAUCUCCUCUCUCAAUGUUUUCCGGCCACGGGAGGCAGGUUUUAUCUCGACGGGUGCUUCAUCAGGGCCGAGAAUUACAGCUUCUACGACGAAGCUAUCACGCAUUACGACAGCAAGGUAUGCAGUAGUGGCAAUGAAUCAACCGCACAAUUUGGGAACUUAGUGAAGCAAGUGAUUAAAGACAUUGAGUAUCGGGCUCCGUAUAUUCAAGGUUUUGCAGUCAGCCAAAAGGGUGACCACCAUCACCACCUAACUGCAUAUGGGUUGGGAAUAUGCUGGCAAACACUUGACGAGGAUUUGUGCAAAUUAUGCUUAUCAGAUGGAGCUUUAUCUGUAGCUGGUUGCUUGCCUUCCAAGGAAGGUUUCGCCCUUAAUGCAGGCUGCUAUUUGCGUUACUCUGACUAUGCCUUCUACAGCGAACGUGGUUCCAUCCGCUCUUUAGGUGCAACUAGGGCUUUUGUUAUAUAUAUCUUGUUUAUUGUUAUUGUGGGCGCAUUGGCGCUUACAACUGGAUAUUGGUGUGGGAAAUGCAUCUAUGUGCUCACUAGUGGAGGAAAGAAGCGACGAGAGAAGGAGUCUCGGGCUGUAUGCAAUGACUCGAAAUUCAUGAGGUUCAAGUACUCGACUCUUCAAAAAGCAACCAGCAACUUCAAUGAGACUUGCAGGCUUGGUAUUGGAGGAUAUGGUGAAGUGUUUAAGGGAACUCUGCCUGAUGGCAGAGAAAUUGCGAUAAAGCGCAUGCAUAUCAGUGGAAAUAAACCACAGGAAGAGAUUCAUAAUGAGAUUGAUGUCAUUAGCAAAUGCGAGCAUAAGAACUUGGUUCGUCUCUUAGGAUGCUGCUUCACCAACAUGAAUAGUUUCAUGGUCUAUGAAUUCCUUGCAAAUACAAGCUUGAAUCACUUCCUAUUCCACCCGGAGAAGAAGAAAGAGCUUGACUGGAAGAAGAGGCUCGCGAUAAUUUUAGGCACAGCUGAAGGGUUAGAGCAUCUUCAUGAAUGCCGGAUAAUCCAUCGAGACAUCAAAGCAAGCAACAUCUUGUUAGACUUAAGAUACAAACCCAAAAUAUCAGAUUUUGGAUUAGCCCAGUUUUACCCAGACAGCAACAAGAACAUACCUCCCUCUCCCAUCGCUGGAACGCUAGGGUAUAUGGCUCCUGAAUAUAUCAGCGACGGAAGACUAACCAGUAAAAUCGAUGUUUAUAGCUUCGGAGUCCUUGUUCUUGAGAUAGCAUGUGGUGUCCCAAACAACAGAUUCAGAUCUGACAACUCGUUGGAAACAUUAGUAACUCGAGUGUGGCAGUGCUUUUCUUCGGACAAGGUAGAAGAGAUGAUAGACAAAGACAUGGAUAACGUAGACGAGGUCAAGAGAGUGAUCCAGAUAGGCCUCUUGUGCACACAGGAGUCUCCACAUCUUCGCCCUUGGAUGUCUAAGCAAACGUGGAAAGUCACUCGCUGCUUGCCCGUCAUUGGUCGUUGGGUUUGUGAAGUGAAUUUCGAGAUCCCACAUAAUGGUGAAGUAGCUGCCGACGCAUAAAUUCGGUCGGCCCAUCACAAUAAUUCCGAGAGCUAACGUUUCAUAAUACGACAACAGAAUCUGGUUGCGAUGUGGAAUAAAUCCGAUCCCUUUCCUUUUCAUGUGUGAGCGCUUCUGAUAAGAUUUACGUGUUAUCUUCUAGACGUGUUGCUAAUUGCUAUUAUGGUUUUUGUUUUUUUUAUAAUCCUAAGUU
Molecule: messenger RNA, 2112 nt
Organism: Tarenaya hassleriana
Lineage: Eukaryota; Viridiplantae; Streptophyta; Magnoliopsida; Brassicales; Cleomaceae
Product: putative cysteine-rich receptor-like protein kinase 43
Exons: 9
Coding region: 75-1919 (614 amino acids)
Biological process (GO): protein phosphorylation
Molecular function (GO): ATP binding; protein kinase activity
Source: RefSeq, a predicted model, not a curated record